AUGCGGUUUCUUUGUCUUCCAGGGGCUUUCAACAAUGCAAAGACAUUCGAGGCACAACUCAAACCAUUAUGCGAUAUCCUCGAAUCCAACGGAAGCGCUACCUUCCGCUUCGCAGAGGGAAAUGUCCUUGUCGAAAUACCUCAGGAAUUUGCAGGCUUUUUUGGACCACCACCAAACUAUGCAUUCUUCAACGUGAAUAACCGGGAAGCCAUUAAUAAGCACCUCCGCCAUUUUCCACGCGGUGAAACGCCCGAGAGUACUCUGCGCUCUAUCACAAAACAUUCCGUGUCCUCAUUUGAGAGUGUUCGGUCGGCUCUCGACUACCUGAUCCAGCUCUUGGAUAAAGAGGGGGAUAUCGAUGGCGUUAUUGGAUAUUCUGAAGGGGCCCGUGUCGCUGCCUCGCUGAUUUUAGAUGAAAGACAGAGACAGAAGGACUCGGGACGGACUCCUCACAUUAAAUGUGCGAUAUUCAUUGGCGGGUGGCAGCCUGUUCAUCCUGUCUCUGGCGGUGACGUGUAUGCGGAUGAGACUGAAGAGAGGAUUGAGAUUCAUACGUGCCAUGUCCUUGGCAGUAAUGAUCCGUAUAUCGAUGCAUCGCUGGCACUGUAUAACCUUUGUGAUCAAGAUCGUGCGGAUUUGUUCGAUCAUGGAGCUGGGCAUGUUCUUCCACGUGAGAAAGCGGCUUUAGAGGAUCUCGCUGAUGUUGUUCGGAAUAUGAUCACGGAUGCGGAUGAGGGUGGUUGA
Messenger RNA from Aspergillus chevalieri, 744 nucleotides. RefSeq lists its product as uncharacterized. The transcript has 3 exons. The record is from RefSeq and is a predicted model, not a curated record. Lineage: Eukaryota; Fungi; Ascomycota; Eurotiomycetes; Eurotiales; Aspergillaceae. Gene Ontology annotation, cellular component: cytoplasm; nucleus. Bases 1 to 744 code for a protein of 247 amino acids.